Molecule: messenger RNA, 2475 nt
Organism: Penicillium nucicola
Lineage: Eukaryota; Fungi; Ascomycota; Eurotiomycetes; Eurotiales; Aspergillaceae
Product: repressor protein
Exons: 2
Coding region: 1-2475 (824 amino acids)
Biological process (GO): chorismate biosynthetic process
Molecular function (GO): 3-phosphoshikimate 1-carboxyvinyltransferase activity; shikimate 3-dehydrogenase (NADP+) activity; 3-dehydroquinate dehydratase activity
Source: RefSeq, a predicted model, not a curated record
AUGCUCGACUAUAAGCCCUCAAUUCCACCUACCGUGAGGCCCUCCGAUGUCCCCGUCGUCGGAUCCAUCCCUCAGACCGUGCCCCGCGACCCGGCCCCACGAACUUUUGCUCCCGAUGCAUCCCUCGUUCUAGUCGGCAUUCGCGGCUGCGGGAAACGCUCCCUGGGCUUUGUCGCAGCUACCGCGCUCAAGCGACGAUUUAUCACCGAAGACCACUACUUCCGAGAAGUCACAGGGGUCACGCGACAGGACUACCUCAAGACCUAUGGCAGCCAGGAGUUUCAGCGCCGGGACAUGGAAGUGCUGAAGAUGAUGCUGGAUAAUCAUCGCACGGGUUGUGUCAUGGAGUGUGGAUUGGGUAGUCUGACGCGACCGGUUCAGGAACAUCUGCGUCGCUAUGCCCGGACUAAUCCCGUGGUUCAUCUACUGCGCGAUAUUGAUCGCAUUCAGCAAUUGCUCGGGCUGGAGGACCAGGCGGUGCGUCUGUUCCGUGAGGGAGACCCCAUGCAUCGGAUGUGUUCCAACUUUGAAUUUUACAACCUGGAAGACCGGACAGGCGCGGCGGACGAUGGCAGCCCAGAUCGUCGAUCGGUCGAUUACUCGUUCAAAUUGCAGGGAGCAAAGGAAGAUUUCACUCGGUUCGUGCAAUUUAUCACUGGACUGGACGUCAAUUACUCCAGCUAUGACUCGCCUUUUGUGCUGCUGGAGACGCCACCAGAACUCCGCUCUUUCACACAUGCUAUCCUUGUACGGUCCUCAGACCUGAUAGCCGACGCAGUGAAACUGACGGAGCUCGAAUCCGGUGGAGAUGCUAUCGAACUCUGUGUGGACCGCUGGGGCCCAGAAAUGGCAGCUGUCACCAGUAAACAGGUGUCGGACUUGCGUCGAAGUGCGCGAGUUCCGGUGGUUCUGUCUGUGGACACCUCCGCCACUGGGAUCGGCUCGAACGAAACCACCACUGCUCGAACCUACUUUGAGAUCCUCGAACAUGGUCUACGCUUGGGAGUGGAAUACCUCGUCGUAGACCUGUCCGAGAACCAAUCCCGGCUGGCUGGGAUCAUUCGUGGUCGUGGAAAUACCAAGAUCAUCGGCCAGCAGGUCUUUAGCCCAUCUUCUCCAAUCACAUGGGACAGUGAGGGCUGUGUCGCCCUCUAUCACGACGCUGAAAAGCUCGGUUGUCAGUUGGUCCGCCUUCUGCGCGUUGCAACGAAGCGCGAGGACAACGCAGCUGUGAUCGAGUUUUCGAACAAGAUCAACGCGCUUCCAGGCGACCACCCUCCGCUCAUCGCCUACAAUAUUGGAGCUUUGGGCCGCACAUCGCAAGUCUUCAACUCAAUUCUCACCGGGGUCACACACCCGGCCAUCACCCGGUCAGCAGAGAAUGAACAUGAUCCUCAAAUGACCUCGCGUGAUGCUGUACGCGCCCUCUUCCAGACCUAUAUGCUCGAUCCCUUGAAAUUCUACAUUUCCGGAGAGAAUGUAGCAUACAGUCUAUCCCCCGCCAUGCACAAUGCUGCACACCAGCACUGUGGCAUGGGCCAUACCUACACCAUCCCUGACUCGCCUUCACUGGCAGUGUUAGACCGGCUGGGCCGGGACCCGCACUUUGGAGGGUCGAGUGUGGUCCAGCCGUGGCGAGUUCAAGUAUAUCAGAAACUCGCCUCCAAGAGUCGACACGCCGAAGCAAUCGGUGCCAUCAACACUAUCAUGCCACUCCGCGGCCACGCCGACGGUACCAUGUACCCACUGCAAGAACAAGCCCGGCGUCGCAACCAGGCUGGCCGCGUGUUGGGCUGGUACGGCGAGAACACAGACUGGGUCGGCAUCAUGACCUGCAUCACGCGCCAUCUCUCCCCGCGCAAUGCAAUUAGCGCGAAGACAACAGGUCUGGUCAUUGGUGCUGGUGGUAUGGCGCGGGCCGCCAUCUACGCCAUGCUCCGUCUGGGCUGUCGAAAGAUCUUCAUCUACAACCGCACCCAGUCCCGGGCUGAGGAGGUCGCUCGCCAUUUCAACUCCUGGGCUUCCUCGCAGGUCGGCUCUGCUGAGGUGGUUCGUGUCCUGCACUCCCUGCAACAAGAUUGGCCUGCAGAUGCCACGCAGCCUAGUCUCGUUGCAUCCUGUGUACCGGCAGACCCGGACCGAGAUGAACCCCCGGCGAACUUUGAAAUGCCAGUUCAAUGGCUUGGGAGUCCCACGGGGGGUGUCAUUCUCGAGUUGGCCUACAAACCCCUUGAUACACCACUUCUUCGACAAAUGCGUCGAGUCCGUAGUGAGACUGGACGACCCUGGGUCCUAUCAGAUGGACUGGAGAAUGUGACUGAACAAGGCAUUGCCCAGUUCGAGCUGAUGACUGGCCGCAAAGCACCUCGGCGAUUGAUGACCUAUGAAGUUCUACGGAACUACGUCGGUGAGAAUGGGUCCUUUGAUGAGAAGACCAUCCAAGCUCGUCUGGAUGGCUUAGGGCCUGCCAUUUAA